UUAACGUUAGGGAAACGCGACUCCUAAAACCUUGAUUCUGUUCCCUUUGGUUUCACCGAUCAAAAUCCCCUUCUCAUCAAUUUUCUAUCUCGAAGAUUUCAUGCCUACCCACCUUUAAUCUUAACCAACGGAAGAGACGCGGCGUGCAAUUUGACUGUUCCAAUUUCCUUUUCAACGUUCAAUUAAACCCUAGCCUCUUCCUUUUGCUUCUAUCGGGGGGGAAGGGAAUCAUGUCUUUCGAUCUCAUGCUGAAGCCGUCCUGCAGCGGCUGCGGAUCCUCCCAAGAUCUGUACGGUAGCAACUGCAAGCACAUGACCCUCUGCGUCUCUUGUGGCAAAACCAUGGCCGAGAACCAAGGCAAAUGCUUCGAAUGUGGCGCCAUUGUCACCCGCUUGAUUCGAGAAUACAAUGUUAGAGCAAGUCCUAGCACCGACAAGAACUACUUUAUUGGUAGGUUUAUGACUGGGUUGCCCAAUUUUUCAAAGAAGAAAAAUGCUGAGAAUAGAUGGUCUCUGCAAAAAGAUGGGCUACAAGGACGCCAAGUUACUGAUGCUUUGCGGGAGAAAUAUAAGAACAAACCUUGGUUGUUGGAGGAUGAAACAGGUCAGGCUCAAUAUCAAGGUCAACUUGAAGGUUCACAGUCGGCAACUUAUUACCUGCUUAUGAUGCAAGGAAAGGAAUUUGUAGCGAUUCCUGCUGGUUCUUGGUACAAUUUUAACAAGGUUGCUCAGUAUAAGCAACUUACACUAGAAGAAGCUGAAGAAAAAAUGAAGAACAGGAGGAAGACUGCAGAUGGUUAUGAGAGAUGGAUGAUGAAAGCUGCGAAUAAUGGCGCUGCUGCGUUUGGUGAAGUGGAGAAGAUUGAUGAAAAAGAAACUGCUGCUGCUGGUGGGAGGGGACGUAAAAAGUCAACUGGUGAGGAGGAAGAAGGUCAUGUAUCAGAUAGAGGAGAAGAAGAUGAAGAAGAGGAAGCUGCCAGGAAGAAUAGGCUUGGACUUAACAAAAAAAGUGGUGAUGAUGAUGAAGAAGGUCCAAGGGGAGGUGAUCUUGAUAUGGAUGAUGAUGAUAUUGAGAAGGGUGAUGAUUGGGAGCAUGAAGAAAUAUUCACUGAUGAUGAUGAAGCUGUUGGUAACGAUCCUGAGGAAAGGGAUUUGGCCCCUGAAGUUCCUGCUCCACCGGAAAUCAAGGAGGAUGAAGACGAGGAGGAUGAGGAGCAAGAAGGAGGACUGAGUAAGUCCGGGAAAGAGUUGAAGAAGCUAUUAGGGAAAGCUAGUGGGCUUAAUGAUUCAGAUGCAGACGAAGAUGAUGAUGAUGAGGAUGUGGAUGAUGAUAUGAACUUUAAUCCUACACCAGCUCCUAAGCAGAAGGAUGCACCUAAAGAAGAACCAGCUGACAACAGUCCAAUGAAACCGGCUCCUUCAGCUUCUGCUCGGGGAACCCCAGCUGCAUCUAAGUCAUCAAAGGGAAAGAGAAAAGGUGAUGAUACAAAAGCAUCAAAUGGUACCCCUCUGAAGAAGGUUAAAUCAGAACCUGAGUCAAAAACUUCUGUGAAGGAGGAAAAUACAUCUGCUUCGAAAGGCAGUGCGCCUUCCAAGGGCACAUCAUCCUCUGCAAAAGCUGGAUCAACAUCAGCUGCCAGUGCUUCUUCUUCUAAAGCAGGUUCAGCAUCAACUGCUGGACCUGUAACUGAAGAAGAAAUCAGGGCUGUGUUAUUACAAAAGGCACCUGUAACAACAUCUGAUCUUGUUGCUAAAUUUAAAGCUAGGUUAAAAUCUCCGGAGGACAAGAAGGCUUUUGCAGAUAUUCUUAGGCGAAUUUCUAAGAUACAAAAGACGAAUGGGCCUAAUAACUACGUCGUGUUGAGAGAAAAGUGAGGUUUAUAUCUGUGUUUCAAGGUGUGCCGUAAUAAAGUCUUAUGCUUUGGUCGUCAACAGAGAGGGGAAAGUGUAACUUGCAUUUUCUGGAAAUGGAUUUUGCGAGUGGCAAGUUAGAAACAAGAGGUGAUAAGGAAAUCUGGUGUAUCAUCCUUGUAAGCAGGCAUCUUUCUAUGUGAAUUUUAAGACAGGUACCUGGACACUGUAUACCUACAUGGAUUUUUCUGGAAUUUAGAGUUUGACAUUUUGUCAUGCUGAAUGGGGAGUUUCCUUAUUAUAUUAGCAGAAGGGCUAAAAAAAAUCUCACACAGUUAUAAUUUUCAGGUUUAGCCGUAUAGGUGCUGGCAUUCCCAUGUUGCCUUAUCAAUCUGUUGGAAACUACAAACUAUCCUGUUAUGUCAACAUUUCGUCUGAAAACUUGAGCCAUUGGCACUUUUAAAACACAUUGCAUCAUCUAA
This is a messenger RNA of Gossypium raimondii (Peruvian cotton), 2332 nucleotides long. Its product is annotated as transcription initiation factor IIF subunit alpha. The transcript has 9 exons. Gene Ontology annotation, cellular component: transcription factor TFIIF complex; nucleus. Gene Ontology annotation, molecular function: TFIIF-class transcription factor complex binding; RNA polymerase II general transcription initiation factor activity; DNA binding. The record is from RefSeq and is a predicted model, not a curated record. Bases 231 to 1874 code for a protein of 547 amino acids. Gene Ontology annotation, biological process: transcription initiation at RNA polymerase II promoter; positive regulation of transcription elongation by RNA polymerase II. Lineage: Eukaryota; Viridiplantae; Streptophyta; Magnoliopsida; Malvales; Malvaceae.